AUGGAACUGGAAGCAUUACGUUCUAUUUAUGAAGGAGACGAAAGCUUCCGGGAAUUGAGUCCAGUUUCAUUCCAGUACAGGAUAGGUGAAAAUGGCGAUCCCAAAGCCUUCUUAAUAGAGAUUUCCUGGACAGAAACAUAUCCCCAAACACCUCCAAUUAUAUCUAUGAACGCUUUUUUUAACAACACCAUAUCAUCAGCUGUAAAGCAGAGCAUAUUAGCCAAGUUACAGGAAGCAGUGGAAAUUCAUCUCGGGACCGCCAUGACCUACACGUUGUUUGAAUAUGCCAAGGACAAUAAAGAGCAGUUCAUGGAGAAUCACCACCCCAUUAAUUCUACGAUACCCAUAAGCAGUAUCAUCUCCGUUGAAACUCCUAAUACAGCCCCAUCAAGUAAGAAAAAAGACAAAAAAGAACAACUUUCAAAAGCUCAGAAACGUAAGCUGGCAGAUAAAACAGAUCACAAAGGACAGCUUCCCCGAGGAUGGAACUGGGUUGACGUGGUGAAGUGCGAGCUUGCAAACAGAUGCAAAGCCCAGAAAUGCAGCGUUCACGCGCUGCGAGGUGUGGCCCGCCCUUCGAAGAGACAGUCGUGGGCAGGGAGCUUCGGCAAGACUCGGAGAGAUGCUCUGGCCUUUCUGCUUACAGCCAACAGGCUGCUGGGUUUCGCGUGGUGCGGUGUCAAAGGAGAGUCAGACCUUGUGAUCAAAGGAGAGUCAGACCGUAGCGGGGACUGA
This is a messenger RNA of Puma concolor (puma), 735 nucleotides long. NCBI's taxonomy places the organism in Eukaryota, Metazoa, Chordata, Mammalia, Carnivora, Felidae. The record is from RefSeq and is a predicted model, not a curated record.